AUGGCCGCGCAUGCUACAGUCAAGCCAGGAGAGCAGCGGAAACUUGGCCUAGGCCUGGAUGACUUUUUCCCUACCGGGCUCGGAGUACAGCAGUACACGGACGCAGACUGCAAGGAGAUAUGCCGUAUACUGCUCGAGGAGCUUGGCCCUCCAUACAGUACCGUACCACGAAUCUACAUCGUGCUUCGAAUCAUCGACCAGGUCUCAUUGUUACCCAAGUUCACCAGCAUAGGCUGUACCGACCUCUGGUUCCCCUUCAAUAAGCAGUCGCUACCCAGGUCGUUGUCUCAGUCGCACCAGGACCUUUUCCUCGAGGUACAGGGUAGGGUCAUCACAAAAGGCCUUGAUCUGGAAAACGAUGAGAAGAAGCAUGUGCACUUUGUCAAAGGUGAAGAGCUCCCUCUUCUUGAAAAGGGCAUGAUCGCGAAAGGUGGCUAUGGCGUUGUCGAUAAAGUACAAAGCCAAUUAUCCGGCCGCGAAUAUGCUCGAAAGUCUUUUCGAAGGGGAGGCACGCGGACAAGUGACCUCAAAUCCUUCGCGACGGAGCUCCAGGUCCUCAAGCGUAUCAAUCACCAACACUGUGUGGAGCUUGUCGCCAGCUACACCGAUCCCAAGUUUUUCGGCUUUCUCAUGCUUCCUGUAGCCGAAUGUGAUCUUGAGCAGUAUUUCACACUAGCCAUGAACGAGGACGAGUACAAGCUGGUGUUGAACAAGGCUUUUGGCUGCUUGGCUUCUGCCUUGGCAUAUCUCCAUGAAGAGCGAAUUCGACACCGCGACAUAAAACCGUCGAAUAUUCUGAUCAAGAAAGGCCAAGUAUACUUUACAGAUUUCGGCAUCUCUCUUGAUUGGCAAGACCGUACCCGCAGUACUACGACAGGGAACUUUGGUAAAAGCAUUCCAUAUUGUGCGCCUGAAGUUCAGAACUACGAGAAGAGGAACUCCAAGUCUGACGUCUUCUCCUUGGGCUGCGUAUUCGUCGAGAUUUUGACGGCACUCUGCGGGCGAACAAUCAGAGAUAUGCGCGAUACGUUCAAGCGCAAAACUGAAACGUUCUGGUUUUCAAACAAUAUCGCUUCUGCCAAGGAAUGGAUCCGGGACUUGAAGACGUCGCUGGACCAGGCGCCAAUCAUAGACUGGAUCGAUAGGACUGUUGCUCUGCACGAAGAUGCACGUAUGACGUCGGUUGACCUGUACAAAACAAUAUGCAGCCCACAAGCGGCCCUUCACUAUUGCUGUGAGCACUGCUUGCUGGAAGACGAUUCCUCCAGUGGCGCUGAUGAUGACCCACGGUCGUGGGAUGUCACAUACGAAAACACACAAACGGAAGGCUCGUGCGAAAAUCCAGACGCAACACAUCCUGUCAUCCUCCCAGGCAUAACUAACAAUACUCCCAUCAGUGCAAAUACAGAAGGGAAGAAGCCAGAGGACAACGAGCACGUACAAGAAGUCGUUACGUUACCGUCAGUGGUUGUACAGCCGCCUGAACCCGUGGCCACUCAAAGCGUGAUCACUGAAGUUAAUCUGCAGGACGACAACAAAAAGUCAAAGCCUCACCUGGAAGUCAAUUUUAACACUAAACCCACCCCUAUAGCGGAUUCAUGGGCACCGACACAAGACCCCAAAGACACUGUGGCAGACCAAAAGCCUCGACUCUUGAAUGCGAAUCGCCGAGCAGAAUGGAAUCAGUUUCAAUCAUUCUCAGACUCAUUCGACUUGGACAAACUGAAGCCCGUCUCCCCACCCAUACCCCGGAUGAAGAGCACAACCCCACCGUCUGAUACGGACUCUUCACCUCCGAAGCACUAUCCUGGCAGUUCGGAUAUUGCUUUGCCCCUGACAGUCGAUACAUACAAAGUCGGCCGAUCCAUUGUAAGACCCAGCCAAUCCCUUUCACGAAUCAAGGCUGGACCUAGCGGCCCCACGCCUCGAGAGGACGGGAUCAACAAAAGAUUUAGCCAAACGACAUCCCGUGAUGGAGCUCGUCGCCCGCACACGACACCCCUGCCAAACGUCCGUGUAGAAGACUGGGAUCAUCCCCAGAAGCUUGGAGAUACCUGUCGUGUCGAGCUUCGUCGAUUCGCAAGCUCAACCGACAUGAGUUCCAAUCUGCCUGCUCAGUUUGAAAAACAUCCGCGGAGCAAACUUCCGGAUGUCAUUGCAUUUUUCCUCAAAAUUGGCCUUGACCCAAAUGCUCGGAGUGGUCCUGACGAAGCUACAGCGCUCCACCACCUGAUCAGAAACUUCGCUGCAUGGAAGAAGUAUAGAGUCAAAUUACCAGAUCUUGCUAGACUGAUCAAAAUCCUUGUGGAUGCCGGUGCUGAUGUCAACAGCGUGGCUAAGCCUCCGGUAUUCGGUAAAAGCGGGCAGAUCUUGUCACAGACCAGUCCUCUCUACUGGGCUGUUAGCAAUAAUGACGAAGAAGCCGUAGCUAUGCUUCUCGAUCAAGGCGCCGACUGCCAGAAUGACUUCCAUAAUCUACUGGUACUAGCUGGAACCAAGGGAUGCUGGGGAGUGCUCGAGGAGCUCACGGGCAAGACAAACAGCCACAUUCGGAGCAAGAAAAGAAAGGCCAUCAACAUUAACGUUCCGCUGAAAGGGGGCGCGACAAUGGCGGGCGUGGCUCUUAUUGAAGUACAACCAGAAACGCUAGAGUUCCUGAUAAAUCGCUACUGCUACGAGCUCUCCCAAGAGCUCACCUUUGGAGCCAUUACGUCAUAUUUACGGAUCAAUCCUGACAGUGACGAGCUGAUGAGAAUGCGGAGAGACCUAGACCUAGGGUACGCAGAUAUGGCUCCAGGUGUGUCAUACAACAACCCAUUUGUCAUAUGCAGCAUCCUGUCCAUGGCAGACAAACUAGCAGUUCUUGUCAGACACAGAUACCCGCUGCGGAUGUACCUCACGGAGCCGGUCUACAGCUACAUCUUGAAACACUCUGUCAAGGAUGGGCAUGCUGAGGUUGCGGAGUUGCUCUUGGAUGCCCGCCCAUUCGAGGUGCAGAACACAAUUGAAUUGUGGGGAUAUGCAAGAAAGUCUGCCAAACUGAGGCGUAUACUGGUUGAGUACAGGAUUCCUGAGCCAAAGUCGAGCAAGCGGGGAACCCUUCUAGGACUCAUCAGUCGAGGCUAA
Messenger RNA from Pseudovirgaria hyperparasitica, 3126 nucleotides. RefSeq lists its product as uncharacterized. Gene Ontology annotation, biological process: peptidyl-serine phosphorylation; protein autophosphorylation; autophagy. Lineage: Eukaryota; Fungi; Ascomycota; Dothideomycetes; Acrospermales; Acrospermaceae. Gene Ontology annotation, molecular function: ATP binding; protein serine/threonine kinase activity; protein binding. Bases 1 to 3126 code for a protein of 1041 amino acids. The record is from RefSeq and is a predicted model, not a curated record. Gene Ontology annotation, cellular component: cytoplasm; autophagosome. The transcript is spliced from 2 exons.